ACAAUAAACCACGAGUAGAAGGCAACCAAGUGUUGUUGUGAUGCCGGAACGGGCCAUUUGAAGAACGUAGAUCGACUUCAUGAAGUAAAUUUCGCUGCGUUGACAACACUGUUGUCUCUAUCUUCAAAAUGAAGUGUGAUUCAUCUGAAUACUGGUCUCACCUAGUGAGAUCAUUCACCAUAUUGCUUUUAACCUGUGACAUAUACAACUUUGAUGUUGCUGAGGGUGUUAAUCCUGAGGUAGAACAGCAUUUAGAGAUGGGCAAAAGAUUGCUCGCAGCAGGGCAACUUGCGGAUGCUCUCUCUCACUAUCAUGCUGCUGUGGAGGGUGAUCCAGACAACUACCUCACAUAUUUCAAGAGGGCCACAGUGUAUUUGGCCUUGGGAAAGUCCCGUUCAGCGCUUCCAGACCUUAAUCGUGUUGUUCAGCUCAAGCCAGAUUUUACAGCGGCAAGGAUGCAGCGUGGAAAUGUUUUAUUAAAACAAGGCAAGCUGUCGGAAGCUCUUCAAGAUUUCACUGAUGUGAUGCAACGUGAGCCUCAGAAUGGUGAGGCCGCUGAGAAGGCUCACAUGGUGCCUGCCAUCAGGGAGGGUAUUGAACAUGCAAAAUACUACUUCGACAGACACCAGUAUCAUCUCGUUAUAGAAGCCUUAGAACAGCCGAUAGAGAUAUGUCCAUGGGACACAGACUUGCGAGAAAUGCGAGCGGAGUGCUUCAUCGCUCAGGGAGAGUUGUUCAAAGCGAUCAGUGACAUAAGGCCCACGGCCAAGUUGAUUCCGGACAACACCAAAGCGUUCCUGCGCAUGAGUUUGCUGCACUAUCAGAUGGGAGAAGAGGAGGAAAGUUUAAUGCAAAUCCGAGAGUGCCUUAAGCUGGACCCGGACCACAAGGAAUGUUUUAACCACUACAAGAAGGUGAAGAAGCUGGCCAAGCAGCUUGCAAGCGCCCAAGAGCUGCGGAACAACCAGCAGUACGACGAAUGCGUGAACAAGGCCAAACAGAUCGUGAAGACAGAGCCGGACGUUGUUCCCUUUGUGCUGAGGUCCAAGUCGUAUUUGUGCCAUUGUCAUGCGCAGCUCAGCGAAGUGGAUGAAGCUCUCAAGGCAUGCAGUGAAGUCCUGCAGCUGGAUCCAGACAAUGUAGAUGCUAUGGUAGACAAGGCAGAAGCUCAUAUAGCCAAUGAAGAUUAUGAAGCUGCUAUCGAAGAGCUUCAUGCAGCUCAGGAGAUUGAUCAGAACUCCCGAAAGGUGCAGGAAGCUCUGAAUAAAGCUCAGAAACUGCAGAAGCAGUCUAAGAAGCGAGAUUAUUACAAAAUUUUAGGUGUAAAAAGAAACGCCAAGAAAAAAGAAAUUCUCAAAGCUUAUCGUAAACUGGCAGCCAAGUGGCACCCGGACAAACACGAGGGGUCAGAUAAAGACAAAGCUCAAAAGGUGUUCAUCGAUUUAGCCGCUGCGAAAGAAGUUCUCAUUGAUCCAGAGAAACGUCAGAGAUUUGAUGCCGGAGAAGAUCCCCUUGACCCAGAGGAGCAGCAAGGCGGCCAUGGACACCCGUUCUUCCACCAAGGUUUCAACCCGUUUGGCUCAGGGGGCUUUUCAUUCAAGUUCAACUUUAACUGACACUAGCUUCUCGUUUAGGAUUGUUGUUUUCUUUUUCUCAAUUUUCAUCUCACCAUUGGUUAUGUUACAAAGCUCCACUGCUAUGUGCGCUCUCGUCUGUUGUUUCCUCUCUUCUUUUCAUACAGCAGGUUAGUCAACGACGCAGUGUGGUUUUUUGACAGAUUUUUUUCAGUUAUUUAUUGACCUCUGUUUCAGCACAGGAAUUGUUUGUUCUUUUUCUUGCGUCGCAUUGACAAAACUGAAGACAAUAUCCCGAUGUCGGGAAAAAUAAAAACAAUUCGUGUCCUGAAAGAAGCAAUUUCUGCUGCAGGUUUUCAUCUGUCUCUGGUUUUGCCAACAUUUUGCAGCGAUGGCCUUGUUGAGCACAAGAGGUUUUUUUUUCCCUUUUACUCCAACUUUUGUGUAGAUACCAAAGUAUUUGAAUAAACCAAAAUGGAAUUGUGAAAACUCAAAAAGUUAACAUAGAAAAGACCUGAAACUGAAACAAAAUCUGUUUCAGAGAAAAGGGAUUUCAGGCUGUUCUUGCAUUAUCUUUCAGAAUUUCUUUGUGAGUGCAAGGACCGAAAUAAAGCAAAGGGAGAACAGCUCCCUGUAAAACCAUUUCAACAGUGAGGAGUUUCUACUGAUCAUUCAGUUGAAAUGGCCAUGAAUGUAUCAUCUUUUGUCUUCAGCCCCCUGGUGAUUACUUUGCAGCCGGUUUAUCUCUUGGUUUGUGUGACUGAAUGAUGAUUGUUUUAUGCGUCUGAUUUGUGGCGAGCUCUAUGUGCCUGUGUGGACUGAGAUGGUUGAAAGAAUGGGUUGGCGAGCCUGUGGGCUUUUUUUUCAGGCUCCUUGAAUUUCAGAGUGGUUCAGAGUGCAUUAGACUUUCCACAUACCACUGUUGGAUUCUUUAUCUGGGGAUACACUUGUUUGAGGGGGGGGAGGUUGUUUUGUUUUGGGUUUUUUCCUUGUUCAAAUUUCAGACAACAUGCCACUUGGGGUCUUUAGUAUAUCUUGAUUGUUUCUUCCUCGAUAAAUUCUUGUUUCUAAGAUAUCAUGACAUUAACAUCUUUGAAGCACCGCAGUCCUUUUUUCAAUUCCUUUGGUUUUCCAGUGGUCCUCAUCUCUGAUAUUGCCUUAUAGCUAUUGGCCUAUUUGAUCCUUUUCACAUUUUAAUGCUUUGUGGCCUGACAAACAUCUUAUCAUCUCAUGUUUUAAUUUCACAUUGGGCAAUGAGGUUUGCAUUUUUAUAGGAAAUCUUCAGCACCUGUUCUGGUGUAAAAAAAAAUUCAUAUCAUUUUAUGAGAAAUGGAA
Aplysia californica (California sea hare) is the source of this 2909-nucleotide messenger RNA. Its product is annotated as dnaJ homolog subfamily C member 3. Lineage: Eukaryota; Metazoa; Mollusca; Gastropoda; Aplysiida; Aplysiidae. Bases 129 to 1616 code for a protein of 495 amino acids. The transcript has 11 exons. Gene Ontology annotation, molecular function: protein-folding chaperone binding; misfolded protein binding. The record is from RefSeq and is a predicted model, not a curated record. Gene Ontology annotation, cellular component: endoplasmic reticulum. Gene Ontology annotation, biological process: protein folding in endoplasmic reticulum.